Oncorhynchus tshawytscha (Chinook salmon) is the source of this 3815-nucleotide messenger RNA. RefSeq names its product early growth response protein 1. The transcript is spliced from 2 exons. NCBI's taxonomy places the organism in Eukaryota, Metazoa, Chordata, Actinopteri, Salmoniformes, Salmonidae. The coding region runs from base 584 to 2101 and encodes 505 amino acids. Gene Ontology annotation, molecular function: RNA polymerase II cis-regulatory region sequence-specific DNA binding; DNA-binding transcription factor activity, RNA polymerase II-specific. The record is from RefSeq and is a predicted model, not a curated record. Gene Ontology annotation, biological process: regulation of transcription by RNA polymerase II.
UACUCCAUAUAUGGACAUCUACGUCACGGUGAGAGGGUAUAUAAAGGAGUCGGAAUUCUCUGCGCAGGAAAGAGAGCCCUCAGUGCCCAGAACAUUUAACGUAAGAGCAGAAUAGACAUACUCACACACAUACUGCGCUAUCUCCCUAUCCGAAAGCAUUUGACAGAGAAAGUAGGAGUGAAUUCAAAACAACAACAACAACACAUUAUCCAAAAGGGCAGCACCCUAGUUGGAUUCAACCAGUGAAAAAACCUAACAUAUAUUAAUGAUUAUUAUUAUCAUCUGUUUUAGGGAAUGAGUAAAAGGGACACAUCUGAUCUGAACAAUAUUUUCUGAUAGAAAAUUUUUAAAAAGUGGAUUUUACUCAUCUUGGACAAAAGGAAGAAAAAUAGAAGAAGACUUUUGAAGAACCAGAAGAAAGAGUGAAAGAAACAGAAGAGAAGAUAUCCUCAUCCUCAGCAGCAGUAGCAGUCUGACCCUGCUCUCUGAGGUGGACUGGUGAUUCCACUCUGCCCAGCCUCGCUGCACUCAUUUUCAGCCUCCAGCACAGCCUCAGGCCCCUACAGGUCCACUUCUCUGGAGGAUGGCUGCAGCCAAGACAGAGAUGCUCCUUCCAGCCCUGCAGAUUUCAGACCCCCUCAGCUUCCCCCACUCUCCCAUGGAUAACUACCCCAAGCUGGAGGAGAUGAUGAUGCUGAGCUCCGCUGGGACCCCCUUCCUCUCUGCAUCAGCGCCCGAGGGAGCAGGCUUCGGAUCGGGGGAGCAAGGAGAGCAAUAUGACCACCUCGCUGGAGAUACGUUACCUGAUAUCUCCAUGAACUGUGAGAAGUCGAUGGGCGAGCAGAGCUACUCUACCCAGCGGCUGCCUCCCAUCUCCUACACUGGCCGCUUCACCCUGGAGCCAGCCACCAACUGCAGCAACAGCCUGUGGGCCGAGCCCUUGUUCAGCUUGGUCAGCGGGCUGGUGGGAAUCAACACCCCUUCCACCUCUGCCCCGCCCUCCUCCGUCUCUCAGACUGGCACCUCUUCCUCGUCCCCGUCCUCUAUCUCUUCCGUCACCAUUUCCUCUCAGAGCUGCAGUCUGAGCUGCUCUGUCCACCACAGUGAGAAUAUCCCCAUCUACUCAGCUGCUCCUACGUACUCCAGCACCAGCUCUGACAUCUUCUCUGACCAGGGCCAGGGCUUCCCUCUCCCCGCAGGGGGGUCGCUCCAGUACCCCCCGCCAACCUACUCCAAUGGCAAGACGUGUGGCUCCAGCUUUCCUGUGCCCAUGAUCCCUGACUACCUAUUCCCCCAGCAGCAGGGGGAGAUAAGCCUGCUACAGGAUCAGAAGCCCUUCCAGAAUGGGUCUGGCCAGCCCUCCCUCACUCCCCUGUCCACCAUCAAAGCCUUUGCCACCCAGACGGGCUCCCAGGACUUGAAGAGUGUCUACCAGUCCCAGCUGAUCAAGCCGAGCCGCAUGCGCAAGUACCCCAACCGUCCCAGCAAGACACCGCCCCAUGAGAGGCCUUAUGCCUGCCCUGUGGAAACGUGCGACCGCCGUUUCUCCCGCUCCGAUGAGCUGACGCGCCACAUCCGCAUCCACACGGGCCAGAAGCCCUUCCAGUGCCGGAUCUGCAUGCGCAACUUCAGCCGCAGCGACCACCUGACCACGCACAUUCGCACGCACACUGGCGAGAAGCCCUUCCCCUGCGAGAUCUGUGGGCGCAAGUUCGCCCGCAGCGAUGAGAGGAAGAGGCACACCAAGAUCCACCUGAGGCAAAAGGACAAAAAGGCGGAGAAGGGCGGGGUGGCCGGGGCGGUGGCAGAGGCACCAGUAUCAGCCCCCUCCUCAGUCUCCUCUUACCCCUCUCCAGUCACAUCCUGCUACUCCUCUCCAGUCCACACCUCGUACCCCUCUCCCUCAAUCGCCACCUCGUACCCAUCUCCCUCCAUCGCCACCACCUACCCCUCUGUCUCCAUGUCCAUGUCCAGUACUUUUCAGUCCUCCAUGGUCUCCUCCUUCCCCUCCUCCGUAGCCUCCAUCUACUCCUCUCCGGUCCCCACCCCGCUAUCAGACAUGCAUUCCACACUCUCCCCAAGGACAAUCGAGAUCUGCUAAGCAAGAGAAAAUAUACUUUUUAUUCUUUCCUCCUCCUCCCCACCACACAGUACAGUCUCUUUGAGGGGAGAAAUCAGCAUCAAAAGACAUAUUCCCCUUCUGAAAAGAACUUCUCUGCCUGCUCCCUCUGCAAGCUCUGUUCAGUGCUCAAUCCUCAGAUUCACCCGAAGAAGAGAUUAAAACACAGGUCAAGGACCGGGCAAAGAGAAUAUAGAACACGAGAAAGGAGUUUCUCCUCUCAGUUGGUAAAGCAAAUGCAGGGCUUAAAACGAGGCAUAUGAGACUUUCUCGAGCCAUAGUUGAAACAGGUAAAGACCGGUUGGUCGUUCUUAUGAGUGAAAACAUAGAGACAGACAGACAAACUGAACAUCCAGUCGUCCUGUAACUAAGGCACUAAGAGACAGACAGACGGACAGAACAUCCAGUCGUCCUGUAACUAAGGCACUAAGAGACAGACAGACGGACAGAACAUCCAGUCGAGCUGUAACUAAGGCACUAAGAGAGACAGACGGACAGAACAUCCAGUCGGGCUGUAACUAAGGCACUAAGAGACAGACAGACGGACAGAACAUCCAGUCGAGCUGUAACUAAGGCACUAAGAGAGACAGACGGACAGAACAUCCAGUCGAGCUGUAACUAAGGCACUAAGAGACAGACAGACGGACAGAACAUCCAGUCGAGCUGUAACUAAGGCACUAAGAGAGACAGACGGACAGAACAUCCAGUCGAGCUGUAACUAAGGCACUAAGAGACAGACAGACGGACAGAACAUCCAGUCGAGCUGUAACUAAGGCACUAAGAGACAGACAGACGGACAGAACAUCCAGUCGAGCUGUAACUAAGGCACUAAGAGACGUUUUAUGUAUAUUAUACUUGUGCCAUGUUUUGUUAUUUUUUCUAUUAUUUGGUACCAUUGAUGUGAAAAACAUAUUUGCAUAAUUGCAUUGUAUUAUUUGAAGUGAGCAGGGCCAUAUUUUGAAUUCUAAUACUUUCUCUGUAGUGAUGACGAUGAUGUGAUACGUUUUUGACUUUGUUUGAUGACGAAAUAAGCACUUAAGUGUUCCAGCAUGUGUUACGAGAGAUGUUAGUUUCUCUUGUUUUGUAAAUAUCAUCCACUGGUACUAUCUUUCUCUUGCUCACAUCAUGUGACAUAUCAGUCUGUUAUGUGGACAAAAAAACUUCACGUAAAAAAAAAAAUCCCAAAACCAAACCACCGUUCCUGUUUCUGGUGUCAUUUUGUGACGCCUUGCUGAUGCUUUGACACGUCUGCGUGCAAGAGAAGAUGCGUUGUGUCUCGCCUUAAGGGUUGAAGGGGUAAUUUUGUUACAGAAUGUAAGUCGUGCUCAGACUCUGAAGAAGUACAGAAAGGGGCGUGAUGACACGAGGACACUGCCUCAUUUCUUUAGAACGUAAGCAAAAUGAGAGAAAUGAUAAACUAUAUUUUUGUAACUACAAGUGUAAAUAUCCACGACUUCAAGUUGGAAUGUUGUACUUACCUACUGAGUAGGCAUGGGAUUCUUUUGUAUGUGAUAUACAUGCGGUUCAUUAUUUGAUGGUUUAUCCUUAUUUUGUAUUUGUGUUUGUUAAACCAAGUGACUGUUUCUGGCUUCUCAACACAUUGAAUGCGCUUAACUGCCAAUGGGAUAUUUGGUGUACAAGAUAUCCUCCCAGAAAUGAAAUAUAAAUAAAAUAUAAAUAUAUGUAUAGAAUUUCA